AGUGCUUAUUCCGAUCUGAUACGUCCGGUUUCCACCCCUAGGUAAAAGCUUGACGUAGAUUUAUAUUUAUCAUGAAUACAAGUUAAAAAAAAAAAGAAAAAAAAAAGGGAAAUGACGAAUAUUACACUGAUGUUAUCUAAAUGGUAUUCAUUCAGCAAUAACAGUGUCAAUUAAUUUUAAAUAUAUACCAGGCUAGUUGUAUCUUAAUUUAAAAAAAAAAUGAAUGGAAAUUACAGUAGACUGGGUCCCUUAAUUAUAUAGCCUUUCCGUCAACCCUAUAUAUAUCAUUCUAGUCAAGAUAUUCAAUUGAAAAAUCAUAGAUAAAUUGACUGAGCAAAGCUAUUGAAGUUUGCCUCCACUCAGCUAUAUAUACUCAUUCAAUUUUCCCACAAAUGAAAAGUAUCAAGUAUAACAAAAUGGUUAACUUAGUUUUGAUCUUGUCUUCUUUGGCAAUCCUUUCAGCCUUGCAAGGCAUCCUUGCUGUUCAGUACACGGUCACGAAUACAGCAGCCAGCACAGCAGGUGGGGCCCGGUUUGUAAGAGAUAUCGGGGUGCAAUACACCCUGCAAUCCAUGAAUGCUUCCACAGGUUACAUAUGGCGGACCUUCCAACAGAACACCGCAGCUGAUAGGAAAACUGUGCAGACAGUGAGCUUAUUUAUCGAUGACAUGGACGGUGUCGCGUAUGCGAGUAAUAAUCAGAUCCACGUCAGCGCCAGGUACAUCCAGAGUUACUCAGGCGACGUAAAGAAAGAAUUCACGGGGGUAUUAUACCACGAGAUGACACACAUCUGGCAAUGGAAUGGAAACGGGCAGACACCUGGCGGUCUGAUCGAAGGUGUAGCAGAUUUUGUGAGGCUCAAGGCCGGUUACGCACCGAGUCACUGGGUGGGCCCCGGUAAGGGUGACAGGUGGGACCAAGGCUACGAUGUUACGGCCAGGUUCUUGGAUUAUUGCAACGGACUUAGGAAUGGAUUUGUUGCUGAAUUAAAUAAGAAGAUGAAAACCGGGUAUAGUAAUAGUUACUUCGUUGAUUUGUUGGGGAAGACUGUCGAUCAGCUCUGGACGGACUAUAAAGCUAAAUAUGCUACUGCUUAAUUAAUUAACGCGAAUACUCGAUGAUGUUACUAGGGUGUUUUAAUUUGUGUUGUCAAUAUAUUAUAUGCUAAUAAUACGAAGCGUUUUGGUUUGGUUACAGUUU
Erythranthe guttata (spotted monkey flower) is the source of this 1200-nucleotide messenger RNA. RefSeq lists its product as uncharacterized. Lineage: Eukaryota; Viridiplantae; Streptophyta; Magnoliopsida; Lamiales; Phrymaceae. The record is from RefSeq and is a predicted model, not a curated record.